This is a messenger RNA of Oncorhynchus mykiss (rainbow trout), 2715 nucleotides long. RefSeq names its product purine-rich element binding protein Bb (gene purbb). Gene Ontology annotation, biological process: regulation of transcription by RNA polymerase II. Gene Ontology annotation, molecular function: DNA-binding transcription factor activity, RNA polymerase II-specific; RNA polymerase II transcription regulatory region sequence-specific DNA binding; purine-rich negative regulatory element binding. Lineage: Eukaryota; Metazoa; Chordata; Actinopteri; Salmoniformes; Salmonidae. The record is from RefSeq and is a predicted model, not a curated record. Gene Ontology annotation, cellular component: nucleus.
AGCGGAAAUUGACCAAUGAGGGAAAGAGAAUUCGUUGAACCUGGAGUGAUUGGCAGACCCAAGGCCAAUGCGGGAGCGCUUGGGGCGGGUUUUGGUGAUGACCAUGAAGGGGGUGUGCAAGCCGAGAGGGAGAUACGCAGGAGAGGGAGAAGCUGGCUGGCGGUGCUGAAGAUGGCGGAUGGUGACAGUGGGAGCGAGCGCGGCGGUGGCAGCAGCGGAGGAGGAGGAGGAGGAGGAGGUGGUGGAAGCGGGUUCCAGCACUCCCAGAGAGAGCAGGAGACCCAGGAGCUGGCGUCCAAGCGACUGGAUAUCCAGAACAAGCGCUUCUACCUGGACGUCAAGCAAAACAACAAGGGCAGGUUCAUCAAAAUCGCCGAGGUCGGGGCCGGGGGCUCCAAAAGUCGCCUGACCCUGUCCAUGUCAGUUGCGGCGGAGUUUCGUGACUACCUGGGGGAUUUCAUAGAGCACUACGCCCAACUGGGGCCUAGCAGCCCGGAGCAGAUCGCCCAGUCCUCGGUCGGAGAGGACGGUGGGCCCAGGCGAGCCCUGAAGAGCGAGUUCUUGGUCCGUGAGAACCGUAAAUACUACCUCGAUCUGAAGGAGAACCAGCGGGGGAGGUUCCUGCGGAUCCGACAGACCGUAAACCGAGGGCCCGGGUUCGGAGUAGGGGGGCCUGGAGGAGGCAUGCAGGCCGGGCAGACCAUAGCCCUUCCGGCCCAAGGCUUAAUAGAGUUUAGAGACGCCCUUGCCAAGCAUAUAGAUGAUUACGGUGGAGACGACGGAGAGUUGGCGGGUGGAACCGCAGCUGGGGCCUAUGGGGAGCUUCCCGAGGGCACAUCCAUCAUGGUGGACUCUAAACGGUUCUUUUUCGACGUCGGGUCCAACAAAUACGGCGUGUUCCUGCGAGUGAGCGAGGUCAAACCGAGCUACAGGAACUCUAUCACCAUCCCGUUCAAAGCGUGGGGGAAGUUCGGAGGAGCUUUCAGCCGCUAUGCGGAGGAGAUGAAAGAGAUCCAGGAGCGACAGCGGGAUAAAAUUUAUGAGAGGAGAGAGGAGUCGGAGGGAGAGGAGGUGGAUGACGACUGAGUAGUUGAAACUGCUUAUAUAGUUCAGUUCACACAGUAAGAUCAGCAAUAGAUAUGUGGCAGAAAUGACAGAUUUAAGUGCAUGACGAAUCGAACUUUAAUACUAGAAAAUAUCGUGGCGUUAAAAAGUUAAUUUGACACGGGAACUAUUGAUGUAUUUAACACCUGGAGUUUGUUUAUGAGGGUUAUAUGGGGUGUGAAGUAAAACAAAAAGUUAAAGUUAUGGGACUAGUAAAGUAGUGUGUAAAUGAGACUUUUCUCAUGGAUUUAAAAAAAGAUUGCAAUUGUGUUUUGUAGAAAAAGAAAUAUACCUAAAACCAGCAACGUGGUUUUCAUAACAAUUUAAGAAGCCAAUGACAUCUUUAUAAUAAAUGUUUCCUUUCAAAUAUAGAUAUAUAUUUAAAAGAGUAAGGAGUGUACCUUGACCCCAUUGAUUUAGCUAUUUACAUUUCUCCGUGUAAGGAGAUAACCAGCAUCCAUUGUAUUCCCAUUCUAGGUCUCUCCUAUGUGGGCAGUGUGUGUGGGAUCCUUACAAGUUAGUGAAAGUAGUAGGAAGGAAUGUCUAGAAUGCUGCCUGCUGUCAUUUCGUGGAGGUUUAUAUUUAGUGUGUUAACCGAUAGAGAUAGCUAUAUAACACAGGCAGGCCACUUAACAGACGAUUAUGAUGAGAAACGUUAGAGAGAACUAUAUCUGCAGGCCUAUCUAAAGGCCUCAGAGACUAAAUUGGAGCUGUGUGCUAAUGUAGUUAGCUCACAGUAUCACGUCACUCUCCAAGCAAAUAGACCUAAACACGGAGUGAUUUUAAAAAAUUACAUAUAAAUGCCAGGCAAUAUUUACAAAAUCUGUUUCCUGACUUAAUGGGUUUGAAAGCAAUCUGUAAGUCUCUGUAAGAGUGGAGCAGUGUGUCUCCUCAGUCCUCACGCAAUGUGACCUGGUGUCAAUAGAUUGACAGGCCUGUUAACCAAUCGGCAACCAGGAAGGACAGUAUCUUCCUGCUGUAUGAGUCCCAUGGGAGCCUGCCCUCUCAGCAUUGACACACAGAUGGGACCCCCACUUAUCCACACACACACACCAACACACUGCGGGAGCCUUGUGAGCAGGCCAAUGCAAGUGAUCACUGUGUGAAACCCAGAGCUACUACUACUACUGUCACCCAGCCAGCCAGGCUGUGUGGGGCAUCAAUGAUAACAUACCACCAGUUCCUCUGCUCAGGCCCAGCCAGGAGAGACCACACACACUCUGUGUCUCAGAGCCCAGGCCUCAGCACCGCCACACCACUAACAUCACACUACGCCACUGGACAGUAACGUAUGGAUGGAUGGUUUCCUUUUUAUUUCGAAAGAGAACUAUAUUGAAAGAAUAUUAUACGUAUAAAAGAGAAGAUACUGAACAAACCAGCAUACAAUAUUUUUUAAAUACCUUAAAAAGAAAAGGAAAAAUGUAUAUGAAUUAUAUAGCCUAAGUAUUUCAUGAAACAUAGCUGGGAUGUGACUAAAUAGUCCAUGAUGUUGUUUUCUUUUAGCUUUUUCUUUAUUUUCACUUUCAUUUUCAUUUGUUGGGUUUCUCCCAGAGAGUGAAAGAAAUAACACUUCUGUGAUUAAAAAGAAUAAAAAUGCAAUAGAUAUUGUGA